AUGGAGGCGAAGGCGCUCCCCCUCACGCACUUCCGCGCGCGGGCGGGCUCGCCGCUCCUCCUCUCCGCGGACGCCAGCUCCGCCGCGCGCAAGGGCUCCGGCGCGCCAGGGAGGAGCAUGGCCUCGAGGUACGACGCGGGAGCGCCUCCGAGCAGAGCAGGUACAGUGGCGGAGCCGAUGUUGCAGCUUAAUUUUGCGGUUUGUUUGGUCGGGAUGAAUGGAGUUCCAAAGCUUAAUCCCAAAUUCUCCACCAAAAGAGCAGGGACAAGUAAGGUUCCAAUUAUUAAUUUCGAGGUUUCUCAUCACAGAGCAGUUGCAGCGGUGAGGUUGCUAAGAGCUGAUAAGGGGAAGGCGUUUGUUGAUCUUUUAAAUGAGAAAGCAAACGAUUCUGGGGAAAAUGAGAUGGGCUAUGUAGAGAGGACGUUAGGGUUCAGUACACGGCAUUUGGAUGACAGGGAUAUACGAUUGGUUACUGUCAUAGUAGCUGGAACUGUACGUUGGAAACGCUACAUUGAUUAUCUUAUCAUGUCACUCUGUAGUGAAGAGAAGGUGUUCAGCAAUAUGGAACCGCUGCUGCUGCAGAUAUUGCGAAUUGGCUUCUUUGAAAUUCUCAAACUUAAUGUACCAGCUUAUGCUGUCGUUGAUGAGAAUGUAAGGCUCGCGAAAGUAGCUUUAAGGCCCGGUGCUGGGAACAUGGUGAAUGCGAUUCUGCGUAAACUUCUGUUACUGAAGGAGACAGAUUCUCUUCCUCUUCCAAAGAUAGAAGGUGAUGAUCGUGCCCAAGCUCGUGCUCUUUCCAUAAUUUAUUCUCAUCCUGUUUGGAUGGUGAGAAGGUGGAUUCGAUUUCUUGGAAAAGAUGAAGCUCUAAAAUUGAUGAAUUGGAAUAACAGUGACCCUUAUUUCAGUUUAAGGGUGAAUACAACAAAUGGCUAUACAAGGGAUGAUCUUGUUAACCGAUUGGAAGAUUUGCAGGUUCACUAUGAAAAGUCAAUUAUGGACGAAUUUGUUCGCAUUCGUGAGGGCAUGCAGGCAGUCUUACAAGCUGGAUUACUGAAAGAAGGCAUGUGUGCCGUGCAGGAUGAGAGUGCAGGUUUUGUUGUGUCUGUCGUCGAUCCACAACCUGGGGAAACAAUCAUGGAUUGUUGCGCUGCACCUGGCGGGAAGACUUUCUUCAUGGCAUCCCGGCUGGCAGGACAAGGGAAGGUAUCGGCUCUUGACAUAAACAAAGGCCGCUUGCGAAUUCUCAUGGAGGCAGCAAAAUGCCACAAUCUUGAUGAUAUAAUCACUGAUAUCCAUGGUGAUCUUCGACUAUAUGCUAAGGAAAGCACUGCCACAUAUGAUAAGGUAUUGUUGGAUGCUCCAUGCUCUGGGCUGGGAGUCCUUUCCAAGAGGGCAGACUUGCGUUGGAAUCGGCAAUUUGAAGAUCUGGAGGAGUUGGUGUGUUUGCAAGAUGAGCUCCUUGAUUCGGCGUCGUUGUUGGUAAAACCUGGUGGUAUACUAAUAUACAGUACAUGUUCCAUUGACCAUGAAGAAAAUGAGAACCGGGUUACUGCUUUUGUUCAGAGGCAUCCGGAGUUUACCCCACAGGGUGUACAAGGAUUUGUUCCUGCAGAAUUCAUCACAGAUGAUGGUUUCUAUUCCUCAAGUCCAACUAAGCACUCUCUGGAUGGGGCAUUUGCUGCUCGUCUUGUCCGGUCAAUGCACUAG
Molecule: messenger RNA, 1707 nt
Organism: Triticum turgidum subsp. durum (durum wheat)
Lineage: Eukaryota; Viridiplantae; Streptophyta; Magnoliopsida; Poales; Poaceae
Source: the annotation of a GenBank genome assembly